GUGCAGAAAAGUCAUAUCUCUCUCCUCACCGGUGUUGUGUAGUAAUAAUGUCGUUAGAACAAGUCCUUAAUGCCCUCGACACUGCGAGAACCCAAUGCUACCACUAUAAAGCAAUCAUAAUUGCAGGAAUGGGAUUGUUCACCGACGCCUACGAUCUGUUCUGCAUCCCUCCCAUCAUGAGACUCAUUGGUCGAGUCUACUACGACGACGUUGACGAUCCCAAAAAGCGUUACCAGGUCCCCAUCGCCAUCACCUCCGCCAUGGUCGCCAUUGCUCUCUUAGGGGCGGUGAUCGGCCAGCUCGUCUUCGGACACCUCGGCGAUCGUAUGGGCCGACGUCGAGUAUACGGCAUCACACUCAUGCUCAUGGUGCUCAGCUCUAUUGGUUGCGGAUUCUCUAUCUGCACGUCCCCCAUCUGUGUGUUGACGAGUCUGGGUUUUUUUAGGUUCUUGCUUGGUGUGGGAAUUGGAGGGGAUUAUCCUCUGUCGGCGACUAUCAUGUCGGAGUUUGCUAAUAGGAGGACGCGUGGCGGUUUCAUAGCUGCCGUUUUCUCGAUGCAGGGAUUCGGGAUUUUGGCGAGUUCCGCGGUGACCAUGGCGAUUUGCGCCAUAUUUGACGCGGCGUCGCAUUCUUCUUAUGAGAAGACGCCCAAGGACGCGGACUGGGCGUGGCGGCUCAUUCUCCUGAUCGGUUCCAUUCCGGCCGGUUUGACUUUUUACUGGCGCAUGAAGAUGCCUGAAACUGCAAGAUACACGGCUUUGGUAGAGCAUAAUGUCCUACAAGCAGUCAACGAUGCGCGAAAUGUGCUAGACCUUCCCCUAAGGAAUGAGGAGUUACCACCUUAUCCUCCUCCACUUGAUUACCCAUUUUUUUCCAGAGCAUUCUUUCGCCGCCAUGGCCGCGAUCUCUUCUCCUCCGCCGUUUCAUGGUUUCUGGUUGAUGUUGUCUUUUACAGUACUACCUUAGUUCUGUCUCAAUUAAAUGACCAAUAUCUCCCUAAAAAGGAGAACAUGAAUGCGUACCAAGACGCCUAUAAUGUUGCAAGAUUCCAAGCACUGUUGGCAAUUUGCUCGACAAUCCCAGGAUAUUUUGCCACUGUCUUAUUCAUCGAUCACAUUGGCAGAGUCAAAAUCCAGAUUAUGGGCUUCUUCUUUAUGGCUAUUGCCUUGUUUGCCAUGGGGAUACCAUACUUUUCUUACUGGUAUGACCACUCAGAUAGAGGAUUUCUAUUUCUAUAUGGCUUUACAUUUUUUUUCUCAAAUUUUGGACCAAACACGACUACUUUUAUAGUUCCUGCGGAGCUUUUUCCAGCAAGAUUUCGAUCAACAUGCCAUGGAAUUUCGGGGGCUUUUGGAAAGAUUGGAGCAAUUGUUGGGUCUAUUGGGUUCUAUUGGGCUUCUCAGCAAAACGAAGAGAAUGAUCAUUCUAAUGCGAACCGAAUAACAGCUGGAUUGGUGAUACUUGGAGGAGCCUGCAUUGUGGGAGUGAUCACGACUCGCUUGUUUACGCAUGAGACAAUGGGGAGAUCAUUGGAUGACAAUGAGAACGAUGACGUAGCCUAAGAGCUUUGUCUCGUGAGGUGUUCUAUGAAUUCUUGCAUGGGGCGUAGGUGUAAUUCUUAAUGAAGUUGAUGCUGCAUGAACAAAAGCUAGACACAUGGAAACUUAUUUGGCUACAAAAAUGAUUAAGAUAUUUUGAAAUACCAAUUUUUCUACCAAACGUAUAUAAGUGCGGUUCACAUGGGAGUGUGGCACACCCAUUUGUGUAGUUAAUAAAAAAAAAAAUAAUUGGCGAAAUUUAUUCACAAGUCCUAUCCUAGAAAAAUAAGUUGUUUAAUAUUUCAUGAAUUUUCUUGUAGAUUAUUAACUUCGAUUGAAUUUGAAAAUGCAGAGUGUGAAAUCCUUUCACCAUAUGCUUUGGAGAUUCCAAAUGU
This is a messenger RNA of Camellia sinensis, 1933 nucleotides long. RefSeq names its product putative inorganic phosphate transporter 1-9. NCBI's taxonomy places the organism in Eukaryota, Viridiplantae, Streptophyta, Magnoliopsida, Ericales, Theaceae. The record is from RefSeq and is a predicted model, not a curated record. Gene Ontology annotation, cellular component: membrane. Gene Ontology annotation, biological process: transmembrane transport. Gene Ontology annotation, molecular function: transmembrane transporter activity.